GGCGCAUGAUGAUGAACAUCCAGGCAGCGGAAAUCAUUCGAUGGACAAACAAACUCUCCGAGUGCCUCUCUCCCUUAUCACCAAUUGCAACGUGUCCUGCCCAGAUCCAGCAAACAUCUUCCUAACUAUUCUAGCCAAGCUACGCUGGGGACCUGCGUUUGGGAGCAGCUCAAGUGCUUCACCGAGUUCAGAAUCCACUGCAGGAGGUGUUCUGUCUCCCAUCUUGAAGAGCAGCAUCUCUGGGUCAUACGAGGUUUCCCCUACCAGUAAUUAUCAAGACUUGUCUUCGAGAAGCCCGCAAGACAAUGCAGCAAGUACAGUCCACAUGCUUACCAAUCACCGUGACUUGAAGCCACUACUGAAACGCACUGCAGGCAAUCACGGCCAUUGUCCCAAGACAAACUUCAGGAUACUCCGGGAAUGCUUUGGCGAGGCCACGGUCUUUCUGGUGGACACAUCCCCGAAUGUGACGGACGCUUUCCUUGUGGCAGCUGGCAACGUCAUGAUGGAGUUUGUCACAACAGCAUCACGCACCACUGCUGGCAGUAUUGCAGUGAUGGCGUAUGGAGCAGCUCGCAGUUACUCUGGCCAGGCGCAAAUGAUCUUCAACAACGAACCCAAGACUUCGAAGGGCAAGCGCCUCCUGAGAAAGCGUAUCAAAAGUAUCGCACGAAGGCCAUCGAUCUCUGAUGCUCCUGAUUCGUCCAGUGCAAUCAGGCUGACUGACCAACUGCAAAGCAAGUCACAAAUUUGGCAGGACAUCAUAGUGAUGAAUCCAAACGGUAUCAGAUAUAUCACACCAUCUGGACAUACAUAUCAAAACCUGGAAAUGCCGUUCCCGUCUUCUUCUCAAACAUCUCCAUGUUCCAUCGAGAGCACCACCAAGUCUUCAAGGGAUUGCCUGGCCUAUCUUCGUGACAGUCUCUUCACUCACUACCUGUGGAAGCCGAGAAGUAUCUUUGAAGACAAUGUCAUGUUGUCCACACAAGAUCUGCCCUACAUGAUGCUUCCUGCCCAAUGGCCCAGGCAAAGUCAAACAUGUGCUGGAUCUCUGAGCAACAGCACCAGUGCUUCAUCCACCUCGUGGUGCCUCAAUGUGAAGAUCCACAAACUGCACGCUCGGAGGUUGAGGCGUUUCCAAAGCAAUGGCCAGAACUUCACCCUGACUUUGUACAUCAGGUCAAGCUCAGUGCAGCAGACCGUGAACUUUGAACAGCACUCCAACAGGCUUCUUGCAGCGGUUGUGACGGUUCCAAUCACACCAGGAAUCCAGUUAGCAGAGCACGGAGUAGUGUACUUCAGCAUAUCAACCACCUUGCCAGACAACAGUGCAGAGCAGUCUCUCGCUGUUACUGCCACAGCCCGUCUGGUUUGUGGACACACGCCGUGUACUGCUUAGGGUGGUUAGAGCAGCUUGCGCUGAACAACCAAGUCUACAGGGACGUCACCAUCACAUUAUGCUAGUGCAUCAUGGUGUCCGUACUAGCGUUGUAGGAUUCAAGCCCCUACAGACGGCUCUCUCAGAAUCUUGUACAGCUAACGUUAUGAUGCAUGUGGCCUAGUAAGCAAUGCAUACUGAACUGAAUGCCUGCAACUGUAAAAUCCUGAUGCACAUGUGUGGAGUUUCAGUUAGUUGCCAUUGACAUUGUCACUACUACUAGUACUACUAGUCAACUGAUAUGCGGCAUUGCAUUCAUCAUAGUGCCUCCAGUACUGAUCAUCGCGGCUGUAUUCCUGGUGGUAUAUGUACACUGUUACACUGUGACCUCUGCAUGGCUGUUGUCUCCUUGUCAUACACAUUCCUGCGCAUGCACAUGUGAGUGUAUGUGUGUGUGUGUGUGUGUGUGUGUGUGUGUGUGUGUGUGUGUGUGUGUGUGUGUGUGUGUGUGUGUGUGUGUGCUUGCUUACUUGCUGUAUUACAUGAUAGGACCAGUGCAUAGCACAAGCUAUAUGCCUAGCUGUUUGGACUACUCACUGAGUGCUCAAUAGACAUUGCAUGCAAUGCUUUCUACGUGCCACUUGUUCCGGAGUGUUCUCCCUACUAUGCACACCAUAACUAUAGUUCAGUAAGCAGAACUCUCUG
Messenger RNA from Sycon ciliatum, 2083 nucleotides. RefSeq lists its product as uncharacterized. The transcript has 5 exons. The coding region runs from base 41 to 1399 and encodes 452 amino acids. The record is from RefSeq and is a predicted model, not a curated record. NCBI's taxonomy places the organism in Eukaryota, Metazoa, Porifera, Calcarea, Leucosolenida, Sycettidae.